CACAGAUUCGCGUGCAGCUUGAUGCUAUUGAAUCCUCGACGUUGAGCAGUGGGAGCAGUGGGAGCCAAUGGAUCCGCGGUAAUCUGAUUGAUAUGCGCUGCGAAAGUGUCAGGCAAGGGUCGGUUCCGAUAUCAUAGCGGAUGCGUACAGUUCACCCAGGACUCGCUCAUCGAGUAUCCUCAGUUGUGACAGCAAGAAACUGCGCUAUGGCGGCUUAUUCAUUUAAAUAUCAUUUGGUUGGGGGUUAUAAAGGUAUAUCAAGAGCUGCGUCGUUCAGUGGAGCCCGGAAUCCCGCUCCAAGGCAAUCAAGACUUUCUUUCAUUGCAGGGAAGCUUGUUCCCUUUUCAGCACACCAAAUUCGCUGGUAUAUAGAGGGGCAGAGGUUUGCAUUUUCAACCGAGAACCUUCUACACUCCUCGAAAUGCAAGAUUGUUCUCCCGCCGGCGCGGCCUCUGGCUCUCCAAUCCUACCAAAUCCGAUGCACGGCGCUCUCCCCUCGACACCAGUCCACGGCUGCUCCUGCACACGGUUCCUCCCUUCCACCCUAUCAACCACCGACCAAUGGUCUUCUUUCGGUCCUACCCCCAUCCCUCAUUCCCUACGCCGAGCUCAUCCGCCUGGACAAGCCCACGGGGACCUACUAUCUAUUCUUUCCAUGCCUCUUCAGCACCCUCCUUGCCGCUCCCCUCGCCACCCCCAUCACACCCCCCUCCACCGUCCUAGCAACGACGGCGCUUUUCGCUACCGGCGCUCUCAUCAUGCGUGGCGCGGGUUGUACCAUCAAUGACCUCUGGGAUCGGAAUCUAGACCCACAUGUCGCCCGUACGAGGCUCCGACCGAUUGCUCGCCGUGCCAUCACCCCGUUUCAAGGUGUGGCCUUCUUCGGGGCGCAAUGCCUUGCGGGAUUAGGCGUCCUGGUGCAAUUCCCCACGGAAUGCUUAUGGUACGGCAUCCCCAGCCUGCUGCUCGUGGGGACGUAUCCGCUCGCCAAGCGGAUCACGCACUAUCCUCAGGUCGUCCUGGGCCUCGCAUUCUCCUGGGGUGGAAUCAUGGGGUUCCCGGCGCUGGGGGUCGACUUGCUGUCGAAUCCAAGUGCCCUCCAUGCCGCCGCUGCAUUGUAUGCGAGUUGCGUGGCGUGGACCGUGGGGUACGACAUGAUCUACGCACAUAUGGAUAUCAAAGAUGACAAAAAGGCGGGAAUCAAGAGCAUCGCGCUUCGCCACGAGAAGGAGACCAAGGGGGUGCUGACUGGCCUUGCCGCUGUGCAGGUCGGGCUAUUGGGUGCCGCUGGUUGGGCCGUUGGCGCCGGUCCCAUCUAUUAUCUUGGAACCUGUGGAGGUGCAGCAGCGACGAUGGGCAUUCAAAUCAUCAAAGUCAAAUUGGACAGCGUUGCGGACUGCUGGUGGUGGUUCAAAUGGGGUUGCUGGUUCACUGGAGGUGCGGUUACAACGGGGCUGCUUGGAGAGUACUUGGUGAGAUUCAAUGCUGAGGCGCAUGAGAAUCAGAAGCGAGAAACAUCGUUUUGAACUGUGUCUAUAAAUGUAUAACAUUGAGUAUAUUUCAUCCAUUUCCGCCAUUCAUAUGCAUUUU
This is a messenger RNA of Eremomyces bilateralis CBS 781.70, 1590 nucleotides long. Its product is annotated as 4-hydroxybenzoate polyprenyl transferase. NCBI's taxonomy places the organism in Eukaryota, Fungi, Ascomycota, Dothideomycetes, Eremomycetales, Eremomycetaceae. Gene Ontology annotation, molecular function: 4-hydroxybenzoate polyprenyltransferase activity. The record is from RefSeq and is a predicted model, not a curated record. The coding region runs from base 207 to 1526 and encodes 439 amino acids. Gene Ontology annotation, cellular component: mitochondrial inner membrane. Gene Ontology annotation, biological process: ubiquinone biosynthetic process. The transcript has a single exon.